Messenger RNA from Poecile atricapillus (Black-capped chickadee), 4239 nucleotides. Its product is annotated as ubinuclein-2-like. Gene Ontology annotation, cellular component: nucleus. Lineage: Eukaryota; Metazoa; Chordata; Aves; Passeriformes; Paridae. The transcript has 18 exons. The record is from RefSeq and is a predicted model, not a curated record. Bases 1 to 4239 code for a protein of 1412 amino acids.
AUGGCGGAGCCGCGCCGGGUGCCGUUCAUUAGCCUGUCACCCGUGCGGCGCCGCGAGGGCGAGAGCCCGGCGCUGGAGCGAGAGCCGGCGGGCCGCGACCCGGAGCCACCUCCGGCGGGCCGUGAGGCGCCACCGCCGGAGCCGCCGCCGCACGAGCCGCCAAGCGACAGCGCUGCCCGCCCGGAGCCGCCCCGAGACCCCGGCCGGCCCGAGCAGCCGCCGCAGCGGGAGCCCCCCCGGCCCGAGCCGCCGCCGCUGCCGCCACCACCGCGCCAGAGCGGGCGGCAGGAGCCGCCGCCGCCGCGGGAGGCGCUCCCGCUCCGCCAGACGGUCCGCCUGGAGGUGGUGCUGAAGGACCCCACCGAGGAGGGCUGCGUGGAGUUCAGCUACCCGGAGCUGCUGCUGUGCGGGGACUCGCGGAAGAAAUCAGUUCAUUUAGAGGAUCCAUUUAAUGAUGAACAACGUGAGCGACAUGAAGUAGAAAUGCUUGCCAAGAAGUUUGAGGCAAAAUACGGUGGAAAGCCCCACAAACAUCGGAAAGAUCGCCUGCAGGAUCUAAUUGAUAUAGGUUAUGGCUACGACGAGACGGACCCUUUCAUUGAUAAUUCUGAAGCGUAUGAUGAAUUGGUUCCUGCAUCCCUGACAACCAAAUAUGGAGGGUUUUAUAUCAACACCGGUACACUGCAGUUUCGCCAGGCAUCUGAAUCAGAAGAUGAAGACUUUGCAGAAGACAAAAAACAUAGGCCGCCUAAAAUAGCAAAGUUAAAAGAAAGUGAAGAUCGUGGAAUGAAGAAACGCAAGCGAAAAGAUGAAGGGACAGAAAAGGAGAAGAAGCCUCGGAAAAUGAAAGUUCCUAAGCAGUUGGGAGUAAUGGCCUUAAAUUCACACAAGUCUGAGAAGAAGAAAAAGAAACUGUAUAAAGACUCACUCUCUCUGGCUGCCAUGAUCCGUAAAUUUCAAAAGGAGAAGGAAGCCAUGAGGAAGAAAGAACCUAGUCCAAAACCUCCAGUGACUGUUGCAACCUCUACCCCUAGUAAAAUUCCUUCCUCCUCUCUCAGUGCAGGAAAUGAUAUCUCUGACUUGAAUCUUAGGAUCAAUGAUCCUGUCCUCUCCAUUUUUGGUAGCACAAAUGAACCUGAGCUCCUGCAAGAAACUGAAAGUGCCCUGGAGAUGCUGGGAGACAUUGACUUUGAUAAGUUGCUUGAUGGCACUUCUGAUGGCAGCCCGGUCUCUGAGCUGUCAGGAGAAAAUGGAAAUGUCACUCAGGCUACCUACACCUCUCAGGUCAUGACACCCAAGCAGGUGCCUGCCCUCCCAGAAGGUCUGCCUAUGCUACUUGAAAAGCGCAUUGGAGACCUUCGAACAGCUGCCAAGAUGUUUGAUGAAGAAGGCAGGAAGAAGUUUUUCACACAAGACAUGAAUAAUAUUCUUCUGGACAUUGAGCUACAGUUACAGGAGGUGAAUCCUGCCAUCCGCAAUGGAGUGUACUCACACCUGGAGGCUUUCGUGCCGUGCAAUAAGGACACGCUGAUAAAACGCCUGAAGAAGUUACACCUCAAUGUCCAGGACGACCGCUUGAGAGAACCAUUGCAGAAGCUGAAACUGGCUGUCAGUAAUGUCAUGCCUGAACAGUUAUGCAAGUAUCAAGAGGACUGUCAGGCCCGCAAUCAAGCCAAGAAUGCCAAGUUGCAAGCAGAAGAUGAACGAGAGAAAAAUGGAUCAGAGGAAGAUGAUGAUGAGAAACCAGGAAAGAGGGUUGUUGGACCCAGAAAGAAGUUUCACUGGGAUGACACAGUGAGGUCUCUGUUAUGUAAUCUUGUUAAGAUCAAGCUGGGAUGUUAUGAGCUAGAGCCAAAUAGAAGUCAGUCUGCUGAAGAUUACCUCAAAACCUUCAUGGAAACAGAAGUGAAACCACUUUGGCCUAAAGGCUGGAUGCAGGCAAGGAUGCUUUUUAAAGAAAGCCGAAGUGUUCACAAUCACCUCACUUCUGCUCCGGCAAAGAAGAAGGUGAUUCUGGCCCCUAAACCCAAAGUGAAGGACUCCAGUCCAAAAAAAGAACAGAAAACUUGUAUGUCUUCAGUCAAUUCAAGUUGUGCUACUGUACUGAGUUCCAGUGCAGCUGUGUGCACCCCAGCCAGCUCUAGUUGCACAGCAGCUCCAGAGACGAUCUGCUUGGAUGACUCACUGGAUGAGGACCUCUCUUUCCACCCACCCUCACUGGAUUCUGUUUCUGAUGCUCUGGCAGUUAUCAAUAAUGGUGCCAAGGGAUCACCUCUUGGGUCCACCAUAGACACACCAACAUCCAGACCUCGCCCUGGGCUGAGGGAAGAGAAACUAGCAAGCAUUAUGAGUAAGUUGCCUCUGGCAACUUCAAAGAAAGUAGAGACCACUCAAACAUCCCAUUCAUCAAGUCUUAUUGCUGGUCACACAGGGCCAGUACCAAAGAAACCCCAGGACUUAGUUCACACUGGUAUCUCUUCAGGCCUUAUUGCUGGAUCUUCAAUUCAAAAUCCCAAGGUUUCCUUAGAGCCUUUGCCAGCCAAACUACUUCAACAAGGACUACAGAGGUCAAGUCAGAUCCAAGCUGCUUCCUCCUCUUCUCAGACUCAUGUUUCUUCCUCUAAGACUCAAGCAGCUAUUUCCACCUCCUCUCAAAGAACCAAGGAUGCUAAUAUCUUGGUAUCGUCUGCUGAGGCUCAAGGUGGUACUUCCUCAACAUCACAAGUGACAAAGGUGCACCAGCAUUCAGCUGUACAACAGAAAUAUGUAUCUCCCUUACAAGCAACUAUUAGUAAAUCACAGACCAAUCCUGUGGUGAAAUUGAGUAGUAAUCCUAAACUCUCUUGCUCAUCACCAGUCAUCAAGGCUCAAGAUAAGUCUGUAGUGUAUCGCCUGCCUUUGUCUAAUCCCUCAUCCGGAAGUGGCUCUCAAGUGUCUCACCCACUGGUUUCUCGGACAACAUCCAGCACCUCUACCUCUAGUAACUAUUUAGCCAAGGCUAUGGUGUCACAAGUUUCUUCCCAGGGUUUCAAGCCUCCCUUCUCCAUGGCUGCCUCUCCCAAACCUGCUGCCUCUCCCAAGCCCACUUCAUCUAAGCCCUCUGUGACACCCAAGCCAAAUGCAUCACCUAAAUUUUCAUCUAAGUCCACCUCAUCCCCCAGGCCUGCAACAACACCCAGUUCUUCCAGUUCAAGUGCACUAGUUUCCCAGAGUAGUCACUCCAGCAACAACCCCCUUCAUAAACAGACCAGUGGUGUAAAUAUCAGCAGGCAGUCUCCCACAGUGAAUUUGCUGUCUUCUAAUCGCACCUCAGGCCUUCAGCCUGCAAAAAACCCUCAGGCUUCUUCAAAAUUGCCCAACUCUUCUCCUUCUGGAACUGUUGGUAAAAAUAAUCUGGGUGGAGUUGGAAUGAAUGUACCUGCCAGCAGAGGCAGUAACCUUAACUCAAGUGGAGCUAGUAGGACUAGUCUGUCUGGGGGAGCAGGAAGUGGAACACAGGGUGCUACUAAACAGUUGUCAACUCCACACAGACCAUCUUCUGCCUCAGGGUCUCCAGUUGUAGCAGCCAGUGUGCAGCUGCUUUCAUCGGAACAUCUUAAGACCAAAACUGGUAAUAAAAACUUUAUCCAUGCUAGGAGAUUUCAUCACUUUGCUUUUCCUUCAACAGCAGGAGCAUCGUUACUGGCUAAUGCCUCACCUCUGACUCUCAUGGCAUCACCCCUGUCUGUAACCAGUCAGAACGUGACGUCUGCACCAUUAACUCCUUUUGGGAUGCUGGGUGGCCUUGUUCCUGUGACUGUGCCCUUCCAGUUUCCCUUGGAGCUGCUUGGCUUUGGGACAGACACAGCUGGAGCGACAACCACCUCGGGAUCUACCUCAGCGGCUUUCCACCACAACCUAACUCAGAACUUACUGAAGGGUUUACAGCCAGGUGCUCAGCAUGCAGCAACGCUGUCUCACUCACCUCUGCCUGCUCACUUGCAGCAAGCAUACACAGGGUGGGGGCCUCCAGCUACCCGGGCAAGGGUAACACUGUGUGCAAGGACCAGCGUUUCGAAACCGCCAAAGGGUGGGUACAGAAGGGAGUGCUCCCCUGCGGACACACCGCGCUGUGCUGAGGCGCAGCCUCGCAACGCCCCGCAGGGACCGCACCCCGGCCCGGCCCCGGCUCCCAGGGGGCCGCGCGGCAGCCGCGCCGGGCGGCGCUGCCCAAUCACCGGCCUCCGACACACGCCAUAA